Camelus dromedarius (Arabian camel) is the source of this 3912-nucleotide messenger RNA. RefSeq names its product CD274 molecule (gene CD274). Lineage: Eukaryota; Metazoa; Chordata; Mammalia; Artiodactyla; Camelidae. Bases 167 to 1036 code for a protein of 289 amino acids. Gene Ontology annotation, biological process: positive regulation of T cell proliferation; cellular response to lipopolysaccharide; T cell costimulation. Gene Ontology annotation, cellular component: external side of plasma membrane. The transcript has 7 exons. The record is from RefSeq and is a predicted model, not a curated record.
ACCUCUGUGUGAGUCACGGGGUUUCAGCUUGGGCUCCAUCAUUGAUCCGGAGUUACCAGAGGAUUUUCUUAACCUUCACCUAGCGUGUGCUACCCCAAGCUGGAUCUCAAAGACAGCAAGAUAGCAACGAUCCCAAACAUUCUUAAAAGGUGGUCAUUCCAGAAAAAUGAGGAUAUGUAGUGUUUUUACAUUCGUGGCUUACUGUUGUUUGCUGAAAGCAUUUACUAUCACAGUUCCCAAGGACCUGUAUGUGGUAGAGUAUGGCAGCAAUGUGACAAUGGAAUGCAAAUUUCCAGUAGACAAACAAUUAAACCUGUUGGCAUUAGUUGUUUACUGGGAAAUGGAGGAUAAGAAAAUUAUUCAAUUUGUGAAUGGGGAGGAAGACCUGAAUGUUCAGCACAGUAGCUACAGCCAGAGGGCCCAGCUGUUGAAGGACCAGCUCUUCUUGGGAAAGGCCGCACUUCAGAUCACAGACGUGAAAUUGCAGGAUGCAGGUGUUUACUGCUGCUUGAUCAGCUAUGGAGGUGCCGACUACAAGCGGAUUACUUUGAAAGUCAAUGCCCCAUACCGCAAAAUCAACCAAAGAAUUUCUAUGGAUCCAGUCACGGCUGAACACGAACUAACGUGUCAGGCUGAGGGUUACCCUGAGGCUGAAGUCAUCUGGACAAGCAGUGACCACCGAGUCCUGAGUGGCAAAACCACCGUCACCAGUUCCCAGAGGGAGGAGAAGCUUUUCAAUGUGACCAGCUCGCUGAGAAUCAACACAACAGCUAAUGAGAUUUUCUACUGCAUUUUCCGGAGGUUAGGUCAUGAGGAAAACAGUACAGCUGAGUUGGUCAUCCCAGAGCCAUAUGUGGAUCCAGCAAAAAAGAGGACUCACUUGGUGGUUCUGGGAGCUGCCCUGUUGGUUCUUGGUAUAAUCCUGACAGUCAUCUUCUGUCUAAAAAGAGAUGUGAGAAUGAUGGAUGUGGAAAAAUGUGUCACCCGAGAUACAAACUCAAGGAAACAAAAUGAUCCCCAGUUUGAGGAGACGUAAUCCAGCAUUGAAACUUCUGAUCUUAAAGAGGGGUUCUUAGCCUGUCGUUUGAGUUCGUCAGGGCUGAGCAUGACCAGAGGCAUGAAGUAGGCAGAUGAUGUAGAACUUAAAAGGCCCAAGCUCUGAAAAUGGAAGCUGGGAAAGAAGAGGAGGAGAACAAAGGGUGGCCUGCAAGGAAAGCUUGGUACUUCAAAAUGACUCAUCAACGCAAAUGAAAAGGAGGAAGGACGCUUCUGCAUGAUGAACCUCCACGUACAAACUGUCCAUCACUCAUCCUAGGAAAACAGGUUGAGAUUCCCUGAAUUAAUGGUCAGUUCCUGCAGAAGGGCCCUUUGCCUUCACUUAAUAUUUUGUGUUGUCUUCUGGGUGAUUGUGAGUCCUGAUGUUGCAACACUAUUUAAGUAUGAGUUAUUUCUAUUUAUUUUGAGUCUGAGUGGUCUUGUCAUGUGAGUGUGAUUGUGGGUGACUUCUUUUGAAGAUAUACUGUAGCCUAAGUUAAAUCUUGUUACCAAACCAAACUUACUGAUUAUAGAAUUGUGUGAGUCCAGUAGAAUAUAUACUAUUUGUGAAGUGCUUGAUAUACUUUAUAACUAUCAGCAUAUUGGAAGUAUAGAUAAUGAACCACUUGUUUGCAUAGGAUAUUACUUUAUAUAACCCAUUGAUAUUUGGAUUGACUUGAAUAAUCUUAUUCUCAGACCUCAGAAUAAGAUGUUACCAAAAUAGCUGUUACAUUUAAUUAUCAGCUUUACAACUAUGUAUACACAUAGUCUCAUUUCAUCCCUGUUACAAGGGUGUUGUGGUAAGCACUAUUAUUAUACCCAUUUUGCAGCUGAGGGAGCAGAGAGAUAAAGUAACUUGCCCAAGACAAUAAAUAACAGACCUCAGAUUUUCAAGACUGUCACCCACUGUCCUUUUAGAAUAAAAUUUACAGAUGUGUUUUAUUUUAAGAAAUUAAUUCAUUCAACAAACAUUUAGGUAGUGCCUUAGCAUGUCAGUCACCCUGCCAGGCAGAGAGUCUACAGAUGUGAGCAAGAUAAAGCAUCUCUCCUCAAGGAGCACGUAGUAUAAUGGGGACAUCAAUAAGAAAAUGUAGCAUGUGUCGUGGCUCCUGCCUGGCCUGGCUCGCGGGCGUGCUGGCUGGGGAGGGGGCCCAGAGCGAGGUUGCCGUGCCUGUCGCUCCUGCCCCGCCCCUCUCCCUCCCUCCUCUUUCACCUCCGAGGCCAGGAGGGAGGGAGCGGUGUGCCCGCCAGCUGAGCCGCCAGUCCGACCCUCUGUUCUGCUGUGUGAGGAGCCAGCUGAGCGAAGCUCUGCCCGGAGAUUUAAGGAGAAAAAAAAAACAAGUAUUACUUCAGUGUAGUGCAGUAUCAUAGCAUAAAGUAGUGGAGGAGAAUGAUGGUGUGAGGAGGAAAGUCUAGAAUGCUGCCAGAGGAGGGGAUGCUCUGGGUGGCCAGCCAGUGUGUUCCUGGACAUUUGAAAAUAUUUAAACAUUUCAUUAAUCAAAGCAGUUUUAAUUUAUGAGAAGUCAACUUUUUUUAAAAUUGUGGAAAACAGCUCCUGAAUUCCUUUUCUAUCGUUAUAUUUACCCCUGAUUUGCUUGCCUUUGUCAUGCAAUUUGAUGCUUAUUUAUAUACUGUCCAGAAUUGUUUAGUUUUCUUUUUUAUUUAAAUACAAUUGAAUUUUGAAUUCAUACUUUUUCAUGAUUUAAAAUUUAAAAAGUCCAAUAGGGCUCCAUUCCAUCCUCUUACUCAUUUGGUUUUCCAUUCCAGAAGAAACCAUUCUUGUCUUUUGUCUUUUUUCUUUCAAAGAUAUUCUAUGAAUAUAUGUGGAAAUAUUUGUAAAAUGUAUAUACGUUGUUAGUUUUUUGCUCUUUUUCAUAUAAGUUUUAAUACAUUAUGCAUCUGCUGUGCACUUUGCUAUUUUUAUUUAAUAUACUACUUCUUAUGUAACAGACAGAACAAAUUUGAAGUUCCCAGGGGCUGAGCACUAUGUCUUGUUUGUUUCUAAGUCAUCUUUUCCAUAGCCUCUUAGUAUCUCUCAUACAACUUGGUAUGUGCUAAAUAGUCGCUAUAUCUGCAUUUAGACAAUCAACAUUUGUUGAGUACUUGUUCUGUGACUAAGUUUGGAUUUGGUUCAUUUUGUGUUUCUCAAGGAGAGAGUGUUUCUCAAAAUGAGUUUUCCAGGGUACAGUGAGGUCAAACUAGCCCUAAAGGAUGUCUUUAUUGUUAACUCUGUAUGAUAGAAUCCUGUCUGGAACUUGUUUUUUUUCUGCUUUCUCUUGAGUUUUAGCUUGACUUUGAUGUUGCACUUGCAAACUUACAUGUUCUUUUGGGGAAAUUUUAGUAUGGGUACCUUGAUCUUAGACCCUCAUUUGUGCCAGAAAAGGCCCAUGAGCUAUGCCUGAACCCUUGCGUUCCACCAGUUCUCACCACUACACAGGCGUCCUAAAACAUUGCUUUCCAAAGGUUCAGAUGCCCUCUCAGGAGGUUCCAGACUAUUUCUUCCCUCUUAGCCAUCUACCUGACAAGGGAAACCUUCUUUGCUUUGCCUCGUAUCAAGGCUGAAGAAACAGACUCUCUAGCAGAAUUCCUUCUGUUAUCUUUUUUGUACAUGUUUAUGUGUACAAUAUCUGUUGUUUAUGUGACAAGACCCUUUGUGUGAAGUACAAGCGAGGAUUCUGGUUCAGCAAGAUGUAAAGUCUAUUUACUUCAUUCCCAAAUCUUAAUGCCUUCUUGUGGUGUUGGAUUUGCAAGGCACUUUAUCCCUUUGUCUUAUUUCAUUGUCAGUGGCAUAGGCAGAGAUGAUACCUAAUUCUGCAUUUGUCACUAUUUAUGCCUUCACUAAUUUAAUAAAAUAUUCUUAUUUAUUUUGCUCCUCAA